AUGGCUCUGGCGCCGCCGUCGCCGAUCUCAUGCUGUCGCCACCAACGCCAUCGACAGCCCCAUUUUCAGACCGUCAUUUUCCGUCCAAAAAUCAACAAAGGCACUUUUGCAACUACCUCUCUUCCAAAAUCGGCAGGUUCGGUUUGUACUCCAACACCUGAUGAAGGUUCUAUAACUAUAACACACCUUUUAGAGAAUCAGAUUAAGAAUCCAUUAACACUGUCCGAAGAGAUUGCGCAACUCUCCGAAUCCAAAACCUUGUCGGAAGUUNUAGUGAAAGAACUGCAUGGCUACUCGCUUAGAAAUGGUCUUGAAUACCAUGAGUUAUUAACAAAUGCUUUUAUAGCCGCCUAUGCAAAGUGUGGAUUGCUCAGAUAUGCUGAGCUUGUAUUCUGUGGAGUGGCAAAUAAGACAGUAAGCUCUUGGAAUGCACUGAUAAGUGGCUAUGCUCAGAGCGAUGAUCCAUCCAAGGCUUUGACUCUGUCCUCUGAAAUUAUGGGUUCUGGUUUGCUUCCUGACUGGUUCACUAUCGGUAGCCUUCUUUUUGCUUGUUCCCACUUAAAACAGCUACUGUGUGGUACACAAAUUCAUGGUUUUGUGCUUAGAAAUGGUCUAGAAACAGAUAUGUCUACAGGGGUUUCCCUAGUUUCAUUUUACAUGAAUUGUGGAAAACCUGAACUGGCACAACUUCUAUUUGACAGGAUAGAAGACAAAAAUAUUGUAUCCUGGAAUGUGAUGAUAGCUGGUUACUUGCAGAAUGCACUACCGGAUAAAGCCUUAUUUUUGUUUCGUGAUAUGGUAUCUCUUAGAUUCCAACCUGAAGAAAUUUCUGUUACAAGUGUCUUGGGGGCUUGUUCAACAUUGUCUGCUGUCAAGCUGGGGAAAGAAGUUCACUGCUUUGCACUAAAAACUCACCUUAUAGAGGAUACUUUUGUCCAUUGCUCAAUCAUAGACAUGUAUGCUAAAUCUGGAUUCAUAGGGAUGUCCAAGUAUGUCUUUGACCAUAUUCCGGUCAAAGAUAUAGCAUCAUGGACAGCUAUGAUUACAGGAUAUGCAGUUCAUGGACUUGGAAUGGAGGCCAUCAAGCUAUUUCAGGAAAUGCAAAAAUCGGGCUUCACGCCGACGAGCUUGACAUACGUCUCUAUUUUAAUGGCAUGUAACCAUGCCGGGCUCAUUGAAGAAGGUCGACAAUAUGUUAGAGAGAUGCAGGUCCAUGGUCUAAAACCUGAAUUGGAACAUUAUGCAUGUGUAAUUGACAUGCUGGGUCGUGCUGGACAGUUUGAUGAUGCCUUAAAUCUUAUGGCUGAGAUGCCUAUGCUGCCAGAUACUCAAAUUUGGAGCUCGUUGCUCAGGUCAUCUAUGGUUCAUGCCCACUUAAAUCUUGGGAAGAAAUGUGCUGAGAAGUUACUGGAAUUAGAGCCAAAAAGAGCAGAAAUAUAUGUUUUAGUAUCCAAUUUUUUUGCUAGAUAUGGGGACUGGGAUUCUGUUAGACAAUUGAGGCAAAAGAUGAAGGAGUUAGGCUUGCAAAAAGAAAUUGGUUGCAGUCGGAUUGAAAUAGGAGGAAAAAGCUAUAACUUCGCCGUUGGCAAUUUGCUUUCCAAACCGUAAGAGCUAUAGUGAGGGUAAAUGUGACCAAGGGAAAGAAUUGAGCUGGUUAGUACCUAAGAUGAUUUGGUGCUUCAGCAUUUGAACAGAGAGGGUAAAGGAUAAAUUGAGGUAGGUCAGCAAGAGACCUUUUGGAUUCUAUUUCUUAAUACCAUGACCAAAAUCAACUGCUGCGUCCAUCGUCCAGCACAAGAGAAGGAAGGACAAGUCAGAUGCACACUGUUGCAAUGACAGAAUGACAUCUCCCUCUUAUGGAAGUUGUUAUCUCGCUCAUCAUGUUCCCUGGAGUUUCCCUACUGGCAGAUGACAUUGCGAUUACAAAACACGAUUAAUCACUUGACUAACGUUCUUCUCAAGGUUUUCCUCAAGGAAAGCAGUUCACUAAUUACCGCAAUUUGCUUUAAAUUAGUGGCCCUCUCACAAUUUUUAAAGAUGGUUCUCCUGAUGAAUGAUACAAGGAUGGAGUCAAUUUGACCUGCUUUUGUUUAGCCUCCCAAAUUGUUCAGAUGUACAUAUUAGUCAGAAUCAUAUUCCUUACUAUGUAGUUUGGCUUCUGUUUUAAAAGCAAACGGUGUUUGCUAUCAAGAACGAUUCACUCCAUGAAGAUGUUUUACUUUUCAAAAUUUGAAGAGCAGUGUGGCAGAAGAUGUUUUGAAACUUUAGUUCAGCAUGGAAUUUCAGUUCCUAAAAAUGAUGAGCGACAUGAGGCUGGAAGUCCCAAGGGUCAAUUCUGCGGCAGUCUAAGAAAAUUUGCGCCUGACCUUGUACAUUUCUGUCGUAGGGAGAGGAAUCAGUCAUUGAUUUAGGUACUUGCUGGAAUCCCCUUGGUGCUUCACAGCAUUGUAUGUCGUUAUAUGUAAAGCUUCGUUUUGUUGAGUGUAAAGAGAAGUUCUAAGAGUGGAAUUAAAUAUGGAGGGAUAAGGGUUGUUUUUAGUUAGGGAAUACAAAGGAUGUAACAUGUAUAGUAAAGGAGUUGGAUACUUCUUCAUGCCGACUUUCAGUCUUUCUAAAACUAGACGUAGAGAAUGAAUUAUACAUUACUUUUA
This is a messenger RNA of Nicotiana tabacum (common tobacco), 2651 nucleotides long. Its product is annotated as pentatricopeptide repeat-containing protein At1g18485-like. The record is from RefSeq and is a predicted model, not a curated record. Lineage: Eukaryota; Viridiplantae; Streptophyta; Magnoliopsida; Solanales; Solanaceae. Gene Ontology annotation, biological process: RNA modification. Gene Ontology annotation, molecular function: RNA binding; protein binding.